GCUUCAUUUCCAACAUGGCGGCUUUCAGUGCAGUCUGGAAAGUUCUCCUGAAAAGCUGUCGUGACUCCUCCAUUGACUAGCUGUUAGUUGGUGUGUGUUCAGGUGAGUGUAACCGUUUUUAAAAAAAGAAGGGGUCGAUUUUAACUUUAAGACCCCGAGAGACGAUUGAAACAGCAGUUUUGGAGCAUGCUGGCCAAAGCACCUGAUCGUCAAAUGGAGCCGAUCGAGCACUUUUCAAGGUCACCGAAAGUCUUUAGUUUGUGUUUUGGUUUGGAAUAUCUCUCAAUUCUACGGCAGAAGUGCCCUUCGACUGAAGGUUGAUCUAAAAUUGCUCUUAAUUCUUGGUAAUUGAUCGGCUGAGUAAACAAAAUAAAUUAUGCAUUUGCCUUACUGUACGAAACGAUAUAAAGCGCUUUAAUUAAGGCUUAAUUUUGGCUUUUAUGAUUAUCUUUACAGAUAAACGUGAAAACCAUUUUAUUUUGUCCUUGCUCAUUUUAUUUUAUGAUUAUUAUUAUUUUUUUUCACUUUUUCUUGUUGGAGUUUUCCCUGAUUUUUCAUGUCACUGCUAUCUCUCAUAGACGAGGAACUGCACAAUAUCUCACUGCUGCAGCUUGGAAUCAAGAAUGGAAGAGGAUGACACACUUGCAAAACACUUAAGUCAAAAAGACCCAAUCAUAUCAUUGUACGCAGAGGAAGAACUCGAAGAUGUUAGCACAACUAGUUCCGUUACAAAAAGCAAUACUGUGAUAACUGGCCAAGUUUCAGAGGUGAGCUCUACAUCGGAGGACAAUUACCAGAUACCUAGUACAUCAAGCAAAAGCAUCUUUAUGGACUUAUAUGAAGAAGACAUUUUAAACACUGACUCAGAGAAUGUGAAUAAUACAGGAAAGGAUACUUCAGCUAGUGAUGCAGCAGGAACUAAGAAACGCAAACCAGGGUUGCUACUUCUUGGCGAGUAUGCUGACAGUGGGAAUGACACCGAAGAGGAAGCGUUAAAUGCACUUAAAGUUAGACAGGAUAAAUCUAAAGAGACGGUAGAAAAUGCAAGUAGUAAAGAUGCUGGUAGUGAGGAUGUUGUCAGUGAGAAAGUAAUUAAUGAGAAUAAACCUCUGGAGACAUCACCUGAAUCUGACAUGACCAAAGUUUUAGAGGAUCUGCCUCUUACAGUUGGUAAAGAUUCUUCACUUGUUGAAGAGAAAGUAGAAGAUAAAAACAACAGUGAUUCUCAUGCUAUACAAGAUGUCAGACAAGCUAAAUUGGAAAGAAGUGUCAGCAAGGAAGAAGGACAAAUUUCUGCUGAGUCUGAUUCCAGUGAUAGUGAACAGUCAUCUGAGGACAGAAAGGAUUCCAUAAAACAAAAAGACUCAAAAAAGGAUAAAAGCAAAAAGAAGGAUAAAAAGAAGAAAAAGAAAAAACGAAAGAAACAAAAACAUUCAGUGGACAAAAAAGAUUCAGAUGUCACAGGUAAAGUAAAACACAGGCAUUGGUGUUAUAUGUUGUUGUUCAAUGUUACCUGUAUUUCCCUGUUAUUGUACCACUUACAUUUACUGGUCUUCGUUUUUUCCUUUGUUUUUUUUUUCUCUCAUGCAUGUACAUAAUCAUACACAAAGCAAAGGAAACUCAAGGCUGUGCUCUAAGAAAAAUUGAAAGGAGCCCAGUUUUCUGGACCUGUGAAAUCAAGGGUGCCCAUAGUAUGAUUUCUAUGUAAAAACCUAGUUUUUCUAGUCGCCCAGGUGCAGAAAGAAGGUACUAGGGGGCCACUUGGUGGUGCUAGAGUGCUAUCUUGAAACUUAAAAUUGAAGAGCAACUGUACACUGUAAUAGCAUACUACAAUGGAAAUUGCUUUAAGAUUAUCACAGGGUGUUCUCCUUAUCAGACAGUAACCAGUAAAAUUUACCACCUGAAGCCACACUUCUUACUGCUGGCAACGACCUGAAGGUUUACUAAAGUUAAAGAAGUACUUUUAAAAAAAUACACAAGUUGUGAUCCGAUCCGAUUCUCACAUGCCACGAGGAAAUGAAUGAAUAUAAGUAUGGAAAAGUACUAACAAACACACAGCUUUUCGGCUUUUUAUGGGCCACACAUUUUGGAAAGAAUGCUUACCAACAAACAGUAACUUCUCUUUCAUACCAGAUGUAUGUCUGAGAAUAAUCACCAUAUUUAUUCGAAUAAGCACCCAACCUUGAAUUAGCGCCCACCUUGAAUAAGUGCCCACCCCACCCCCUCCCCCCCUCCCACUAUAAUCCAAAUGAGUGCCCAACUGACCCCCUUCUCCCUAAUAAGAGACUUGCCCAAAGAUGGAGUUAUCUUCAUAGUAUUUUACAGGAACCUUUCUUUUUUACAUUUUAUUGUUUUGUUGCAAAAUAACUUACUACAGUUGCUGAAAAUUGUGAAAAUUAAAUAAGCAGCGGCUUCUAAUAAGUGCCCACCUCAAAUAAGCACCCACCCCCAAGGUCCAAAAAUUUAAUAAGUGCCCAGGGUGCUUAAUUGAAUAAAUACGGUAUUACACUUAAUUUAAAUCAUGAUUUUAUGCAUGUUCUGUUUCUCUCCUAUAGUAAAUUUAUCUAUGAUAUUGUUUUAAGUGAAUUGUUUACACGCACAUUUUAAGAGCUGCAGUCUGACUACAAAUGUAUACAGUUUUUUUAUUGUAAUAUCCUUAUUUUGUGAAAUAGGUGAUGAGAAGAAAGAGAGAAAAUCAGUCAGAGGUAGAAGUAGAGAAAGCUCAGAGAAACACAAGUUUUCUAAGCAUUCCAGGAGUAGAAGCCCGGAUAGGAGCAGGGACAGAAGUUCAAGGCGUCGUGUCCAUAGUAGAAGCAGAUCACAAGAUAAAUGGAAACAGUCAAGACAUGUUAGAGAGAAAUCAAGGAGAUCAAGAAGUCGAUCAUCUAGCAGGAGACGUUCUGCACCAAAUAGAAAUAAGGACUUUAAAUCCAGGAGUAGAUCUCCAAAGAGAAGUGUUUCACCACGCAACAGGAGAAGAGAAAGAGAAGACAAGUGGUCAUCAACUUCUAGAAGUAGGAGAGAUUCUCCAUCAAAAAGGAAAAGGAAAGUGUCAAGAAGCCGGUCACCUCGUAAACGAAGGGAGAGGUCUCCUGAACACAGAAGGAGUAGGUCACCCAAGAAGCGGUCAUAUUCGCCAGACAAAAGAAGGAGAACUUCUCGUGAAACAUCACCCAGAGAAAGUUCACUAUCAAGAAAAGAAAAAUCUCCCAGAAAAAGGGAAAGAAAGCAAAGUCAAUCCACACCUGUUAAGGCAUCAAAUCGCACAUCGUCAGCCUCAGAUAGUUUGGACUCAGGUCACUUCACCAACAUACCUCUGUCAAAGACAAAUAAACCAGAGGAAUCUGAACCUGACAGUAACGAGCCAGUUAAAAAGCCAUCGCCAAUUUCUGAAAAGAAAGAUGAGCCUAGUGUUCCGCCCAAAGCCAUGGCAGAUGUAGAAAAGCAGUUUUCACCUAUGUAUAGUCCAGAAAAACCUUGGGAGGAUGAAUUUGACUUUGUGUUUACAGAACACCUGUCACCCAAGCAAGGAACUGAGAAGAGCAUGGAGGACGUUCUGUUUGGAUCAGAGGCAAAAACUCCUGAUUUCAAAAGACCAAUAACUGUGGAAAGGUAAGGCACAGAGGUAGUUUGACCCUGUAAGUCUCAUGUAUGACGAUCAUCAAUUUUCUCACAACAGUACCAACGUGAAAUCAAGGUGAAAGGUUGCGAGAAUUUAUAAAGUGAUCAGCUAAGGAAAAAUAUUAAAUACGUGGAUCUUUCACCAAAUUCUGCCAACUACAUGUAAUUCUUUAAGGAAAUAUAUGGGGAUCAGUCUAGAGAAUAGAGACCUUUAGCAUCAGGUUUUCAUGGGAAACUGCAAACUGCAAACUGCAGUUUGCCAUUAUGUGUUUGCAAUUUCACGUUGCCCAGAUUUCAAAUUUUAGCAAGGCAUUCAGUUCAGUUCAGUUCAGUUCAUUUUUAUUUAGCCAAAAUAUAAUACAAUACAAGAAUCCAUAUAGGAAUUGUAAGGUUGCAAGGGAGCCCAGAAGAAACCAGAAGGCGUAUGAAGCCUGGGCUCCCUAGUCACAAAGAAAUGAGUAAAAUAAAAUGAAAUUCGCGGAGUGAUAUGUUAAAAAUACGAACUAAACAGGGACUGAGUUAGUUAUGAAUUCAGUAACAAGAUAGAAAAAAAUAUUUAACUCUGGAUUGGAACAGAAUACUUCUUUUGUUAGUACAGCAGAAAGGAAUAUAAAAUCAAUUUGAACUACACGUUCAUUGUUUAGUGCCUCCGUGUUGUUUUUCAUCAAGUCGAAGUGCGUCACUUCAAUUUCCCAAAAAACAGGAAUAAUUCACUGAUUCAAGAUCAAAAAUCCAACAAAUACAUUGCAAACGGAUAUAAAAAGAUAGUUCGUGCCUUUAAACGCGAGGCUGUACAAUUUUUAGUGGCAAAAACCUUGACUUAAAUCACUUAUGGCUUGAAGCCCUCCCUGCAGUUCAAACGUGAACUGCAAACUGCAAACAACAACAACAACAAGAAGUUUAUUUCAAAUUAAAUAUGCAGGGCUUCUGGUAUUUCGUGCAGUCGCCGAGCCGCAAAAUUCAGGUAAAUCCGCGAAAUCCCACAGAAUUCACAAAAACACACAAAAUACCGCGAAAUUCAGUAGAAAUCUUAUCAAAUACAUGUCUGUACAACAUUAUUUGAAACUUAUCUCAGCUACUGGGGCUGUUCACUUGCCGUAAACUUACAAAUUUAUCUUGAAACUUCGUCACUGAAAUGUGCAAACAACGUCCCGAAACUACCAGGGGUAAAUUAUGUUGCGAAAAACUGGGCACUAGCCAUGAUGUUAAAGGCUUUGCUAUUGGUUCAUUUCUGGAGCGUAUUGUUGUUGAAAGAGCAAAUGAUGACCUCUGUUAGAAAACCGUUUAAAACACUGGUGUCAUCAGCUCCGAUCAAUUUCCAGUUAAACUCAUCGACAAUGGCAACGAUUCGCUAAGCAACAGAUUCGCAAAGAUCAGCUCAAAAAUGCCAGCGUGAGAUGCAACGUAAGUCACAAGAUAAGCAAAAGGCCCCCUGCGAACACCCCUCAGAUCACGUACGUUUGAGGAGGAGUCCGCUGACCGCAUUGGCUUGCAAUUUAACUUUGCCUAAAAUUACAUUUAGCCACAUUAAAAUUUGCCUUGAAAAUGGCCACAAAAUCGGUUGUUUUUUACCGAUUGCUUUUCAGCAAAGUUUGCCUCAAAAAUUUCCCGGAAAUCGGCCGAUUUUUCCGUGAAUUUAUCCCUAAAAAUCCUGCGAAAUAUCAGAAGCCCUGAAUAUAGCUUACAAAGCUUGUGCCCGCAACAUUUGACAUUUUGCGGUUUGUGGUUUGCUUUUUCCCAUGAAAAACCUGAUGCAAAAGGUCUUUAAUAUGUUGAAGGGUUAAGAGGAAUGAUCCAGUUGGAGACCCCAUGCUGUUUCUUUAAUUAGAGAACUGUUUUUUUUUUCUUCAAGUGUGUGAAGCAAGGUUCAACACUUGCACAUGAGAUACAGUACAUAAUGACAAUCUCUCAUAUUUUGACAAGCAAAUACAGCACAACUUGGAGCAAAAAUCUGGAAAAUUAUCAGAAGUCACCAAAAAUAAAAACAAACAAGCCAACAUAAUGAGGCUACCAAAUUACACUCAUUAAAAAGUGAGGUCCAAACAACCCAAAGUUAACUGAAAGGCGCACAAAAUUUGUUCACUACUUGAACAAGAUGCUAGAUGCAAAUAAGUAUCUUGCACAAGAAUAAUAUCUUAGGUAGCUCCUUAGUAGAGGUGCAAACUAGUAAACCAGUGAUCUUGUUACCUCUGCGUCCUGUGUCCCUGAUGCAUAAAUUAAAAAUCCCCAAAGACGCAAAAUGAUUCAUAGCAUGUGUCCCGUAGGAUGCAAAGAUCGGUCGAUUGAUCUGAGUGUCAGUAUUUGUAAAAACAUCCUGUUCAUGUAAUUUCUGUGGCAGUUAUUAUGGCUGUUGUUUAACAAUGCAUAUUUCUUUUAGCCUUUGUUCUGCUCUAAAAUAACCACUAUAUUUUAAUUUCAGUAUACUGUAAUACAGAGUUUUGGAGUAUGUCUUCAGAUUACCUACAUAUGUCUGGUUACAUAAAGGCCAAAGCAUUUUCAAUAUCGAACUCAUUUCUUUUUUUUUAACUGGGACUCAUGAUUUUUUACAAGAUGAGUCCCAGGACUCACCAUAACAAUUUGUAACAAAAGCACUGGUAAACUGAAGCUAUUAUUUUCCCCUCCACCCUCUAAGCCCAAGUAUGCAUAUACAAAUUCUCCAGACUUACCUACAGUACAUGCAUUUCCUUAAAGAAUAAUUGAGAGAAUAUGACAAAAAAAAUCAAGGCAUUUUCCCUUGGGUGAUCGUUUUAUUUAUUCUCAUAACCCUUUCUCUUGAUUGCAUAUUGAUCGUGUUAAAUAGAAAAUUCAUGUUGGUCUUUCUUGGUACUUAAAGGGUAUAAAUGGCAACUGAUUUUUUACCUGUGAAAAGUUAGAACUACAUCAUGUCUCCAUAACAGACCUUGUUUUUGAAAGGUUUUUAUUUACGGUAAGUCAAAAAAAGAGAAACUGAAAGAAAGACGAAAAUAGUAAAUCACUCAUGGUCAAUCAUGUUUGAUAGAGAAUGGUAACCAAUAUUAGUUUUGGAAUGUUAAUGAUUUUGUUUUUGUAAUACAUGUAAGUAAAAAAAGAGAGAUAGAGAAAGGGAGAAAAAUAAAUCACUCACAAUCAGUAUUAAAUUUGAAAGGGAAUGGUAACUGGUAACUAUUAUAGCAGCUUACAUGCAUAUUGAACAUUUUUUGGACUGUCAAUGAUUUUUUAUUAUUAUUUUUCUUUACAAUUCUAUGUAGCAAGAAAAAUAAAGGAGAGCCUGUUGCAAAGAAAGAGGAAAAGAAAGAAGAAAAAGUAAAAACUGGUAGAGAGAAAAAUAAUGUUCCGCAAAAAGAAGAAAACCAAGAUGGUUCUUCCAGAAUACAGCAAGCUAGUUCUGAUACUGCAGAGUCCACCAUCAAAGCUAAUGGCCAAAAUAUUUCUGCUUCCAAGACAGCAGAAGUAGCAAAAACUGUCUUUGAAGAUAAACCAGACCAACUUGAAAAGAGAAACAGUGACAAUGAGUCAUUACAAGCUUCAAUUAAUACUAACAAAUCAGCUUUUAGGCAAUCUAAGUUGGAAGUUAUACCUUUUUUAGAUGAAGCACCAUCUACCCAACCUCCUGUAGGUAGUAGCACAGUUCACCCAGCCAAGUCCCAGGUGGACAUUAAAGGUUCUUCCCCUUUAGCUGGUACAGGCAAAAAACAAAAUGAACUUCAAAAAGCAAAAGAUAUUAUACAGUCAUCUAUCACAAGGAUAAAUAAAGCACCAAACAAUGUUAACGUGAGUCCCAUGGACAUGGAAAUGUCAUCACCUGAAGGAGACAUUAUUGACCGUAUGAAUGAAGAGUUUUGGAGGCAACAACAGCAGCAGCCAGUUGGAAUGAAUCAAGCAGAAGUCGAGGGAAGGCAAUCAAGAGACGAUUUUACAGUAGAGUCUGAAGGAAAUGAACAGUGCUCGUUUGAGGAGCCAUACGAGCCUGAAAGUGGGUUGAUUAUUGGUGAAGAAUAUGAAGAUUUAAAUAACAUAGCUGAUCCCAAAGAAAGAAGGAAGAAAGAGAAACAACAUCAGAAGGAAAAGACAAAAGUUCAGGUAAAUGUAAGGUUGGAAAGUAAAGCUUCAAUAGUUGUAAACUUGCCAAGAUGCUGACACUUAAGUUUAUAAAUCACUGACCCAGUGUUCUCACCAGGAUUCUCCACCCUGGGGUCCACAGGACCCAUAGAGAAGCUAAAAUGGGGUCAUGAGGUAGAAAAGUGGGUCACAAUUUUUAGAUACAGUUAACUCAAUGUUUAACUCAAAGGUCUGAGUUAGAGUAAAUGGAUGAUAAAUAUCCAAUUUUUCCAUACAGUUAACUCAACAUUCUACAGCUCUGAGUUAGAGUUACACAGAAUAACCAAUUAAAUUUUGGCUUAUAUUAUAAGGAAACGAACAAAUGUUUUUGGACGUUUUCAGGGUUCUAUCUAGGAUUUAUUGCUUGCAGGAGAAGUCCCUGAGUAGCCAAAAGGCCAUGAGCUUCCUAGGGGGGUUGGAGGGUAUGCCCUCUCAAAUACCCCAGAUAGAACCCUGGUUUUGGAAUAGGUUUUUUUUCCUUCUUUGCACCCUUGGGACCCCUUGCGCUUGCUGCAUUCUGGUAAGAACACUGAUGACCUUGCCUUAAACAAUUGUCAUAGCCAUGAAAUGAAAAACUUAACACCAAAUUGCAGGAUUUUCAGUAAGUUUUGAAGUAGGUGGCUGAUUCACCGUUUUAACUUUAAUAUCCCAGCUGAUUAGCUAACCAAAAAUUCAAAGCAGGUUAUGUGUUUGCCAGCUAUUUUUGACAACCCCAGAAGUAAGACUUUGCAACUCAUCGGAACUGCUUCUUAGAUUUCAAGACUGGAUAAAAGAUUUCCAAGAUUCACAAUUUUCCUAAAUUGCUGGUCUAGCAAUAAUUGCAAUGAAGCCCUAAUUGACUUAGGUAAAUUGCUUCCAAAUAAUAUUGUCUUGUACUUAUGUGCACUUGUGAAUCAAAUGGAGAAUUUAGCAUCAGAUCAGGAGUCACUAGUGUCUUAGAACCUUCUAAGCACACUUCUGUUAUUAAGCUUUAAAUUAUCCCAUUACAUCCAUAUAAUUAACGUCAUGAUCCGUUGAUUUAUAGUUGGUUUUCGUAUUUGAAAAUUGCCCAUUUGAGACAUGUUUACAAUUUUAUAAUGAUAGUUCUGUGCAUUUGACAUUUCUUUGGCCUGUCAGUCAAGGAAUGUUAUCUUGUGUUUUGCUUUUAAUUAUAGGAACUGAUAGAUAAGCUUCACCGACAAGCUCGUGUAGAAGAAGAAGUCAAGCAUGUUCUCAAAGCAUAUUACAAGCACAGAGAUAUUAACAAGGAAGAGUACAAGAGUAUACUGAGAAGAGCUGUUCCACAGGUUUGUUACUGAAUUUCUUGGUUAAGUUUUAUUUAGUCAUGCAAGGAUGAUCUUUUAAUCUUAGGAUCAACUCCCAGUAACUAAAUGCAGGUCAAAAGCUAUCAUGUUCUCACAGAUCAAUACUUGUGCACACUGUAUUGCUGGUUUUCACUGUUGAAGCAUAAAAAAACUUAAUCCAAUCAACAGUAAAAUAGAAUCUGGUAAACACAUCAAAGAUAAACAUGCAAACAGUCAUUCCAAGUUUCGGGUCUGUACGCUUUUCCACAACUGCAUGCAAGAUCCCCAGAGAAAUAUUUACCUAAACUUAUAGAGCUUUUGUUUAGAGCUGCCACAUUGGUGUCCCCUCUUGUGUAAAUAUUGCACUGUCACAAUCAUGCACUUUCCAUGAUGUUUUCUACAUUUACUUUGCCAAGGGACAAAAUAUGAUAUUUAAUACUGUACUUAGGUACAUUAUAUGGUAAUAGAUUAUAUGUCUGGCUAAGUCACCAUUUUGGUCAAACAAAACAAAAAAUAUGUGGUUGAACUCAGUUACUGAAGCAUGUUUCUGUCACCCAUCCUUACAUGUACAUCAGGGAACCUGGAUCAUGGAAGUGUAGAAAUGAAAUCCUUAACACCUCAGAGAUGAUACAGAAACAACUCUCAAAUAAAGGAAAACCAGAUUCAUUUGUUAAAGGGAACCUCCACUCUUACUACAGAAUAAGUUUAAAUCGAAUAAAAUUAUGUUGAUAAACAAGUUUGUUUGAAAUUUGUCCUUAAAAAAGUGUUUAUAUCAGGAAAAGUGAAUUUUAAAAUCGCUUAUUUUCACUUUCAAAUUUCGCAGGCGCCGCCAUCUUGAAUAAUUGUGACGUGUUAUGGUUGCUCUAUUGUUCUGACACAAAGAGCUUUUGUUUAAUAACAAUAGGGCAACCGUAACACGUCACAAUUAUUCAAGAUGGCGACGCCUGCAAAAUUUGAAAACAAAAAUAGGCGAAUCUAAAAGUUAUUUCUUUCGGAUACAGACGCUUUUUUAAAAAAUAUUUUAGAUUGACUUGACUGUAACAGUUAUUUCCUGUGAUUUAAAGUUAUCUUUUUGUUGAAGUGGAGGUUCCCUUUAAAUGGCAAAAAUUAAUACUUGUACUAUGCAUGACUUGAUCAUGAGUUUGUGUCUUCUUUUUUUUCUUAGGUGACAAACUCAAGCAGUGCCAUAGACCCUGAGAGAAUCCGAUCUCUCGUAAAGAAAUAUGUAGCCAAGAUCAAGGGACAACGAGUUGAUUCUUAGUAUAGUUACUGCACCUUUUGUACAAUUUUGCUUCGUAAGCAACAUGGUCAGGUACCAAAACUUCUCAGUCCUAUUAAAAUUUCAUUUCCAUUCGUAAAAGAGCCAUACUUAGAUCUAAGAGAUCUUUCAUCCGAAAUCGCCUUUUUCUGAGAAGAUUAUACACAUAAGUACUGUAUUUGCAGCAUUAGCUAAAAUGAAAAGGAAAAAUAAUACAGAGUGCAUUCUUCAAUCUGCAGAAAUGCAAAUUUAUAUAAGUGAAUGAUCUGUUUAAUUGAGACAAAAAUUCAAAGCUCCUGUUGCUGAAAGACCACAGGAUCCCAGGACAGUGUUUAAAGUGAAGAACUGCAUUCCUGGUUGAAUUUUAUUAUUUAUGAUAAACUAGACUUGAACAUGUAGAGCUCUGUUCUUAGCCAUAGAUCUCACUCUGAUGUAAACCUGUAGUACAGUCUACUCUCUCUUUAAUAACGGACACCUCUAUAAGACGGACACCUCUGUAAAAUGGACACCUAGAGUUGGUCCCCACCUUUCUUUACUACCUUUAUUUGACUCUCUAUAAGACGGACAUCUCUCUAAGACGGACACAUACUGCAGGUCCCCAAAUUGUCCGUCUCAGAAAGAGUUGACUGUACAUGUAAAAUCAGCUAUCAGAACUUCCAUUUCAUCAGUGUUGUACCACAUCAAAUGCAGUUUUAGCUUUAGUAGCCAAGCGUAAGUUUUUGAAGGUGGAAAGUUAAGGUGUUGAUUGGUGGUAUUUGUUUUCAAGGUGUUUACAGAUUGGGUUAAACAUGCUUUCAUUGCCUAUCACCUUGGUAGAACAGUGUUUUGGAAAGUAACCUGGGCGAAGGUGAUGCAGUUAUAAAAGUAAUGUUCUGGCGUCUCCUUUCAAGGGUCUGUCAUAACACAUAGAGGUUAUAUUGCUGCAGUUGUAUUACUUUUAUACUUGACACCACAAUAGACUUUAAAUUUCCAGAAGAUAGUUUGUACGGCCAGUUUGUACGGUCCACCCUUUCUUUUGAGGAAAACUAUGUCAUUUGAAUGAUAAAGUGUUAAAGAAAUUUUAUUACUUAUUGGAUCAAGUCAUCAAAGAGUACUGGAAUGUGAUAGUUUUUACUUAAAACACAGUAAAAUAAGCUGUUACGUGAAGUUAUGUUUGCACAACCCUACCUAAGCUACAUAAAAAGGCAGCAGAAAAUGGGGUAGAAUGUGCUCUGUUGUAAUCCCUGGCAUUUCAAAGAGGAAAAUUGAUAUGUAGUUUGGCUGCUGAAUAGAUUAUAUACAGUAUUUUCCUGUGUUAUCAAGUUAUUUGUGUUUACUUGGAGUCAAGUGCUGAAUUAUCUUCAACAAUGUAAGUAAAGAAGAAAAAUGUAAUAGAACUUUGUCAUACUAAAUGCCAUAAAUCAUGUUAAAAGUAGAAAAGAAAGUUAACCUUUUUUAGAGUAUCUUCCAUUUCCUCAUGACCAAGGUUUCACUUUACACUAUUACCCAGGUACACUUUGACAAAUUGGUCAAACAAUAUUCAAUCAAAAAAUAUUUUUGAAGUAAGGCGUACCUGGAAAUUAUAGUCUUUUUAGUCUAAGUGAGUGGUUCAAUUUUACUGGGCAAAUGUUUGUAGCAUAACUACAGAUUAAUUCGUUUUGGUAGUUCUUUGAAUUACCUAUACAGGUCUUUAAUACAAUAAUUGUAUUCAGGUGUAAUUAUUAAACCUCUCAUCUUGGAACCUUCAUACUAAAGAAAAACAUGAAACCACUGUCUAUGCACACUGCUUGAUGUGAACCAAUUAAUGCUUUGUAAAUACACAACACCAUACUUUAAUAGUAAUAGACAACCC
Porites lobata is the source of this 12070-nucleotide messenger RNA. The record is from the annotation of a GenBank genome assembly. Lineage: Eukaryota; Metazoa; Cnidaria; Anthozoa; Scleractinia; Poritidae.